GAGGGGUUGGUGUGUCGGGUUUCCAGGCAGAGCACGUGUGGGCAGCGAGAGCCCCGAGCGCCGCCGCUGCUCCAGCAGCUCCCGCGGAGCGCGGCGAGCCGGGGCCAUGGGGCAGGUGGCUUGGAAGGCUCUGUUCCUGUCGCUCUUCGACUACAAGACCGAGAAGUACGUCAUUGCCAAGAACAAGAAGGUGGGGGUCCUCUACCGAGUGGUGCAGCUCUCCGUGCUGGCUUACCUGGUGGGGUGGGUGUUUGUUGUCAAGAAAGGCUAUCAGGACACAGACACAUCUCUCCAGAGCUCUGUCAUCACCAAGCUGAAAGGGGUGGCCUUCACCAACACCUCGGAGCUGGGGGAGAGGCUGUGGGAUGUCGCAGACUACGUCAUCCCUCCACAGGGUGAAAGCGUCUUCUUUGUCAUGACGAAUCUGAUCGUGACCCCAAACCAGAGACAAGCCACCUGUCCUGAGGUAGGAAGAACUGAGCCCCUUGGCCCCCAGACCCCUACAAAAGCAGGGAGUGCCAGCAUUCCCGAUGCCCUGUGCCACAGGGACGAGGACUGCCUGGAAGGGCAAGCAGUGGUGGCUGGCAAUGGGGUUAAGACUGGCCGUUGUUUGAAAGACAGGGACAGCACCAGAGGGACUUGUGAGAUACUGGCCUGGUGCCCAGUGGAGAAAAGAUCCAAGCCCAAGAAACCCCUUCUUGGCAGUGCAGAAAACUUCACUGUUUACAUCAAGAACUCAAUUCGCUUCCCCAAGUUUAAGUUCUCCAAGAUGAAUGUGCUGGCAACUGACAACGAGUCCUACCUGAAGACCUGCCGCUACAGUGCCGAGCAUCCCUACUGCCCCAUCUUCGUGCUGGGGAACAUCGUCCGCUGGGCUGGGGGCAACUUCCAGGAAAUGGCCUUGGGGGGUGGUGUGAUAGGAAUUCAGAUUGAGUGGAACUGUGAUCUUGAUAAAGCCCCUUCUGAAUGUAAUCCUCACUAUUCUUUUAGCCGGCUGGAUAACAAGUCUGCAGAAACGUCCAUCUCUUCUGGGUACAACUUCAGGUUUGCCAAAUAUUACCGGGAUGCUGAGGGGGUUGACUACCGGACGCUCAUUAAAGCCUACGGAAUCCGCUUCGAUGUGAUGGUCAAUGGCAAGGCAGGGAAAUUUAACAUCAUUCCCACCAUUAUCAAUGUCAGUUCGGGGCUGGCGCUCAUGGGAGCGGGAGCCUUCUUUUGUGACCUGGUGUUGCUGUAUCUGAUUAAGAAGAGUAAUUUUUAUCGAGGCAAAAAGUAUGAGGAAGUGAAGUCCAAUUCCAGGAAGUCGUUGUCGAGUCCUACACCCAACGGGAAUCAGAGCCCGGACCAGCUGGGCGGGCUCUGAGCACAGCGAUGGCUCUGCCAGCUGGACUUGUGCUCCAGGAAAACCACACAGGUGUGAAACCACACCAGCACCAGGAGGUGGAGAUCAGGGAUACUGCCUAUU
Empidonax traillii (willow flycatcher) is the source of this 1465-nucleotide messenger RNA. RefSeq names its product purinergic receptor P2X 5 (gene P2RX5). Gene Ontology annotation, biological process: monoatomic cation transmembrane transport; response to ATP. NCBI's taxonomy places the organism in Eukaryota, Metazoa, Chordata, Aves, Passeriformes, Tyrannidae. Gene Ontology annotation, molecular function: extracellularly ATP-gated monoatomic cation channel activity; purinergic nucleotide receptor activity; ATP binding. Bases 107 to 1363 code for a protein of 418 amino acids. Gene Ontology annotation, cellular component: nuclear inner membrane; plasma membrane. The transcript is spliced from 12 exons. The record is from RefSeq and is a predicted model, not a curated record.